AUUUCAAGUCUUUUUGUCUUCAAACUACUUUCUCUCUUCUUCCCAUUUCUUCAUAUUUCUCUCUUCUUCCCAUAUAUGGAUAUAGAUUCCUACAGUGGCAUCUUGCGUCUAAUAAGCUGCAUCUAUUAUCUUCCUAUGAAUGAACAUGUAUUCUCAAAAUGUUUUUUUCAUUAUCAAUGCAACUUUUUUCUCGUGUCUCCUUAAGGCAUGGAGAUCGUCACACAUUCCUACCACCACUCCUACAACUAUUAUUUUAGGAUUUUUGCUUAUCAUGGAAGCACCAAUUUUUGUAAACUAUCAGCUAGAAAGAUUUUACCAGAACCACCACCGAGCAUAAAUUGGAUGGUGUAUUGGCAUCAACAACACUCUAUCAACGGAACAAAUUUGAUGGUGAACAAGAGUGUCAUCUCUUGGAAGAGUGAUAGGGAGCAUAAAUUUGGAAAACAUGUUUUUGCACCCAAAAAUUUCAGAACAGUGGAAGAUUGGUUCUUUCCUUUUAUGGGUUCCAAUUGUUUAUUUGGCAACUUGGAGAUCCAUCGGAUUUGUCAUGGAAUAGGAUCCAAGCUCACAUUUACAAAUAAACAUGAUGUAUUAUGCAGCAAGAAGAGUAUAUCAAAGGGAGAAGAAUCAAUCAAUUAGAAGCACAGAAAAACUUAAAAAAAUUAUUAAAAAAGUUAUUAAGGAAGAUCUUGAAUUUAAUGAGAUCCAUGAAAACAUAGUCUUGUUAGUUGUAAUUCAUAGUUUUAUAAAAAAUUAGCAUUCGAUUUUGUCAGUCGAAGUAGUUAGUCAAAGUAGUAGGAGUCAGUUGUAUUCGAAGGGCUUGAUAUGAUGUAAAUAACAACUUCACUUAAUAAGGAUUCUAUUUAUCACAAA
Lathyrus oleraceus (garden pea) is the source of this 873-nucleotide messenger RNA. RefSeq lists its product as uncharacterized. The record is from RefSeq and is a predicted model, not a curated record. Lineage: Eukaryota; Viridiplantae; Streptophyta; Magnoliopsida; Fabales; Fabaceae. The transcript has 4 exons. The coding region runs from base 208 to 639 and encodes 143 amino acids.